Molecule: messenger RNA, 411 nt
Organism: Trichomonas vaginalis G3
Lineage: Eukaryota; Parabasalia; Trichomonadida; Trichomonadidae
Exons: 1
Coding region: 1-411 (136 amino acids)
Source: RefSeq, a predicted model, not a curated record
AUGGAGGAAGAUUACAAAUUUAUUGAAGCAGAAAUAAAGGAAAGAGUUACUGGUGAUUCAGAGGAAAGAGUAGGAAUUAACUUUGAAUUAGUUCAAGAAUUCAUUGACAAUCCAAAUGAUGAAUAUUUAUUAUUAAUUUUAAAUUCAUUUUCAAAAGAAGAAGAUUUCGAGAUUUUACUGAGUAACUUAUUUGACAAAAUAUUAGAUUUAAUUAUUGCGAAUAAUGAAACACUUAAUAAUCUCAAUUUAUGGUGCCUUAUUUCAAAAUUACUAAAUUACAAAGAAAUUUGCGAGAAUUUGAACCAUGAGCUAUUUUCUAUAGCAAUUGAAAAAAACAGAAACUCAUAUUACAUUGCAGAUUGCAUUGAAAAUUAUAUUUUUAAUUCUGAAGAUAUGGGAAUAUAUUCAUAA